AUGUCGAUGAACGCAUCUGUCAACCAAACAUUCGAAGAAUUUGAACAUAGAACAUCAAGCGGUUCUGAAGACAAUAUAUCCUCUUCAGUUACUACAACCUCAUCUCUACGAAAAUAUGGUUCGAGAAUAUCAAUAAAUGGCUCAAGAAGAUCAUCAGUCAGGAAUUCCGAGGUUGAUUCAUGGUCGAGCAACGGAGGGGAAGAUUAUGAUGACGAGGAUGAUGAAGAUGAAGAUGAAGAUGGUGAGGAAGGCGACGAUAAUGAAUCGUUCAAAAGUUUUGAAGGAGUUCAUAUUCGCACCCCCGGAGAAGAUGAAGAUGGUGGUUCAAGAACGUCAUACGAAGCCGACAAUGAUCCAUUACCGUCGGACACAUGCGAAGCUUGUCAGGAACCAGACGUACGCGUUGGAGUCUUAUCCUGGUGUAACAUUUGCUGCAUUGUGCUUUGCGAUAAGUGCUGGAUCGCUCAGGCAGCUCACAGGAGUAACCCUCGAGCCAGAGGGAGGAAAAAUCACGAGAAAACGGACAUGAGGCUUUGGGAAAUCAUCAACUCGAUCUUAAAUCCAGAAACAGAUUCCAAAAGACAGGAACAACUCCAUAGAGAUAACUUUGAUACCAAAUGGUUCGGAGUGGAGUUUAGCGAAAAUUCACGAAAGCCCUGUUUCCAUGACUACGGGCGUUAUGUUAAACUUGCAUCAGAGACUGAAAUGGAAGCUGGAACGCAGCAUCCCUCCAUCACUUGUUUCGUCGGGGAAACAGGCCAUGGAAAGAGUACAUUAAUAAAUGCAUUGAUGAAGAUACAUCGACAUACGACUUUAGCACCAGACCAAGUGCCAGUCAUGGGAACAUCUGGGGAACUAGAUGAGCCCACCAGUGAUGCGGUACAUUUGUUUGCGGACCCGAUAACUUAUAACACCAAUAGGCCGUAUUUCUAUGCCGAUUGUGAAGGUCUUAGUGGUGGUACUAAGAUCCCCAUGGCCACCAGAGCUUAUCAAGGUGUGAAAAACUUCCGCCAAAAAAGACGGCACGCGAGAAACGAUCCCGGAGACAAUGGGAUUACAUGGGCGCGCGGACAGGAGAAAUCGCGCCAAUGGAUGGUAGAGAAUCUCUACCCUAGGGUCCUUUUCACGUUCUCGGAUGUCGUGUGUUUUGUUACUAGGAAUUUUCGGACUCUCGAAAAUGUGAUUUCAAAAUUGAUCCGCUGGGCAGAUAAAGUUUUUCAGCAGUCAGUUAACCAGCCUGUCCUGCCUUACGCCGUUAUCGUUGUAAAUGCGCUUGAGGUAUCGGACAUCGCUUCACCUUGGUGGGAUAUCGAUGGUACAACCGGCGAUCAAUUGAGGAAGCGUGCUGAUUGCAUCAAAGAUGAUCCUUUCAUGGUAAAAUGUGUUGAAAAAUGGAGAAGCCUGGGGAAAACCAUUAACAAUCUAGAGGAGCUACUUAUGUGCUACUAUAGUGGCAUUAAGAUAGUGUGCAUUCCUCAUGCAAAGGAAUCGCCAGCAGUCAUCGAACAGCAAUACAAGGUUUUAUAUAAAGUUAUGGAAGAAGGAUCUCAAAAAGCCUACGACUUGAGGAUAAAAGCUGGACUUCUUAUGACAAGUGAAGAACUAGAUGUCUAUCUUAGACACGCUUUUCAUCAUUUCUCGAAGAACCCGUCAAAACCGUUCAACUUCCUUGCUGCGGCAUUCCAUCAUAACCCCGUUUCUUCAACCUUUAAAGAUCACAUCGCUAAAGCAGCCGUUCAUAUCAUGACUCAAAGCCCUCAAAUGUCGGGAACAGACAUGUUCAAGCUUCUAGCCCCACUUGUUGCUUCCUGCAUUCUUUUGGAUGCCUUCAGAAGCCGUUACCCGCACGGUGGCCAAGCUGCAACGAUCUUCCCGUUAUAUCAAAAGUUCUGCGAGGAUGCUCUUGCAGAAGUAUAUGAAAAGCAUUGGCGAUGUGAAAAACGUGAUAAGAAAGGCCGGCGUUGCGCCAAUGUAGCCACCGGACACUCGAAGGGCCAUCAGAUGGAGGACGGGAAAGUAUUUGGCGUUGGGGAUUUCAGCUCUGCCUACAUUGAAAAUUCUAACAAAGAAAGCGAUAACUUCAUUCGUACGAUAUCGUCUGAACUUGACAGCUUAUUGAAAGAAUUUAGCGCAGGACAGGGCAUUUCCGUGGCCCAAUACCACCGGGAUCGUGUACUGAACCGAUAUGGUCGUUAUUGGAACUGGAAAGGGGAUACAGAUCAUGGAGAUCAUGACGUAGCACCUCUUACAGCUCAUACAACAUGCUUCAGCUGUUUAUCGGGAACGCCUAUACACGCGCUGACUUGCGGACACAUAAUCUGCGAGCGAUGCGCCGAGAACUAUUCAACCUUACCUACCUCGAGUUUCUGGCGUGAAAUUAGUAUUUGUCCGCUCUGUAGCAAUAUGGAAAGUCCGUGGGAGAUCCCAUGGAAAUAUAAAACAAGGCCAAAACACACAGGCCUGCGAAUUCUGUCUCUCGACGGUGGGGGGAUUCGGGGGAUUAUUCAGCUUAAAGUGCUGGAAGCCUUAGAGAGAAAAAUUAAUCUUGGGGUGCCAAUCCAAGAUUUCUUUGAUCUCGUAGUCGGCACAAGCUCUGGAGGAAUAAUAGCGCUCGCUCUUGCGUCGAAAAGAGUGAGCGUGACUGAAUGCAUAAACUUUUUUAGUGAUUUUUCUGAACAGGCAUUUCAAAAACGCACCGGGGCAGAUCUGCCAGUAAUGAAAACGCUUGUUGAAGCGACAUAUCAUAGUAAGUAUGAAACGAGGGGGAUUGAUAGGGUCUUAAAAGAAAAAUUUGGGGACGAGUCUAUCUUCGGAGGUAAAAGAGAGCCUGGGGGGACAGAAAUGUUGAGGGCCGGUGUUACCACCAUCUCUUCGAGUGGACAUCCAUACUUGGUUGCAAAUUAUAACCGCCCCUUGACUGAGGACUUAAAAACUAAAUACAACUUCUUGCGAGCUGAGAAUAGCCAUCAGGAAUUGAAAACCUGGGAAGCUGCACGCGCAACCUCUGCCGCUCCGAGAUUCUUCAAACCCUUUUUUCAUAAACCAACUGGAUACAGUUUUAAUGACGGAGGUCUUAAAUUCAAUAAUCCAGUAGUGGUAGCUGACCAGGAAUGGAAGCUUUUGUGGCCGAACCUUGCAAAUAAGCACCCCGAUAUCUUACUUUCUAUUGGCACCGGUUAUGAUCCAACCCCUAAACCUGACUUGGACAAACAAGGCCGGCGGUUAAGAGCAAAGCGCGGGGCAUUAGAAUUUGCCAAAGUUCUUCUCAAGAUAGCCACACAACAAAUCGAGAGCAGCGUGGGCUGCGAGCAGACAUGGUCUAAUUUUCUACGCUCGUUACCAAUGCAGGAUGAAGAUAAAGCUGCCAAAUAUCAUCGUUUAAAUGUUGACCUUCCUAACAAACUCCCGACGAUUGAUCAGGUUGUGAUGAUGGCAAACUUGAAGCGAGCAGCGGAGGACUUCUGCUUUAACAACCCACUGAUUGAUCAAAUUUCAACAAAACUCAUAGCCUCCCUAUUUUACUUUAGGCUUGAUGGAUCUUCCAGGGUGGCUCAAGGGGUAUUGAAUAAGUGGGAUUGUGAAGGAACUAUACUCUGUCGACUUGAGCCAGGUUCUGAUGCAUUGAAAAGGCUGUGCAAACGGCUCGAGACACGUCGGAAUGGCUUGCCCCGUCGGAAUCACUUGUUUUUUAUGAACGAAAGGAGAAACUCUAGAGGAACUCCAGAUCAGCAACUCAUAGCUGAAGACAGUUUGUUUGAUAAUGUCACUAAGGGAAAGCCAUUCGAGAUGAAGAUUAACUUCUCGAUGCUUGGCCCUGAGGACUCGAUGAGAAUAUUCCUCUCCCUUUCUGACAAGGAAUGCGAUGUCUCGUUAAUAAGCGGAUUCCCCUGCCGUAUUCUGAAGGAACACGAUGCAUACCGCCCACUAGCACGAGUUGAUAGCGCAAGAACCCAACGGGGUCAUAAGAGCAAAACCCCAAGCUUUUAUUCGGCAGUUUCAGUGAAUUCGAGUGCCUCCUCAUUGUCUGGUAUCUUCCGCGGUGUUAUCACAAAGGCGGGGACUAAAAGUUCAUCGUAUUGA
This is a messenger RNA of Morchella sextelata, 4080 nucleotides long. RefSeq lists its product as uncharacterized. The coding region runs from base 1 to 4080 and encodes 1359 amino acids. Gene Ontology annotation, cellular component: membrane. Gene Ontology annotation, biological process: arachidonate metabolic process. The transcript has 14 exons. The record is from RefSeq and is a predicted model, not a curated record. NCBI's taxonomy places the organism in Eukaryota, Fungi, Ascomycota, Pezizomycetes, Pezizales, Morchellaceae.